AUGUCACAGGAUGGUUUCCCUUCAAUAUUAUUCUUCGAUGUCCUGGGGACGAUUGUGGAAUGGAGAUUUUGCAUCGCAAAAGAAUUGAACACCGCAGCACAAAGGGCUCUGCAAGACGAAGCUCGAUCUCUGAGCCCCGAUAUUCGAGCACGUGUCUCUGAUAUGUCUACUUCGUGCUGGCAGGAGAUCUCCGAGGAGUGGCAUGGCGCAUAUAUGAACUUCGGAAACACCUAUGAUGCAUCUAAAUCCUUCAUCUCAGUCGAUGAGCACAACCACAAUUCGUUAGAGAAUAUUCUCACCAAACGGUCUCUCCGGGAAUUAUUUAGCGAGGACGAUCUCGACAAUUUGACACUCGCUUGGCAUCGACUUGACUCAUACCCUGACAGUGUGCCAGGGCUUUCGUUACUGGACACUAAGUUUCCGAUAUCUACAUUAUCCAACGGCAAUGUAAAACUGCUCGAAGAUCUAAAAGGGUACAAUUCUUUGCCUUUCAAGCACCUCACCAGUGCAGAGCAUUUUGGGGCUUACAAGCCGUCGCCGGAGGUCUAUCAUGGUGCUGCGAAGAGAUUUGGCUUUAGCAGCUCGCAAUGCUGUCUCGUCGCAGCACAUCUUGAGGACUUACAAGCGGCCAAAAGGUGUGGGUUUCAGACAAUCUAUCUCGAGAGACCCUUGGAAGAAGCUUGGGAUAGUAAAGGCGUUGCACGAGCCAGAGAAGAGGGGAUUGUCGAUUUUUGGGUUAGACUUGGAGGCGAAGGACUGAUUGAAGUUGCUCGACAUUUUGGAAUAGAAAGUGCCAUUUGA
Molecule: messenger RNA, 801 nt
Organism: Penicillium subrubescens
Lineage: Eukaryota; Fungi; Ascomycota; Eurotiomycetes; Eurotiales; Aspergillaceae
Exons: 1
Coding region: 1-801 (266 amino acids)
Source: RefSeq, a predicted model, not a curated record